Molecule: messenger RNA, 3165 nt
Organism: Clarias gariepinus (North African catfish)
Lineage: Eukaryota; Metazoa; Chordata; Actinopteri; Siluriformes; Clariidae
Gene: ccar2
Product: cell cycle and apoptosis regulator 2
Exons: 18
Coding region: 97-2448 (783 amino acids)
Biological process (GO): regulation of DNA-templated transcription; RNA splicing
Cellular component (GO): DBIRD complex; nucleus
Molecular function (GO): RNA polymerase II complex binding
Source: RefSeq, a predicted model, not a curated record
GGGCGGUAAUGUGUCUACAUCAUGAUUGCAGUGCAACCCAAGAAGAAGAAGAAGAAGACGACAAUAGCGACAAAUUAAUAUAUACACGAUAUUGAGAUGAGGCAGCGAGUCUUCACCGGGGUUGUGACGCAGCUUCAGGACCGCCACGGGACUGUAGACCGGGAUGUUCGCUUUGCAAUGAGCGUUGUUGUUGGAAGACCGCCGUUGGUUGGCGAGAAAGUGCUGGUGAAGGCGGUGCAGGAUCCUUCGCAGUCAGUCAAGUGGACCGCACAAAGAGUGCAGGUGCUCAAUGGACAGCCGUUUAAGUCUCCUCCGCCUCUACUACACUCCACGACACCGACCCUGACGCCGAGCAUUUUGGGAAACAAACGUCAACCACUGUUAAAGUCACCUAAAAUACCACCACUGAUCCCUGGCAUGCAGCCGAACCCGGCUGGCAUGCUUCAGUUACCCCACCAUCAGAAGAUGCCCUGGUCUGCUCCAUGGAGUGGCGGAAGCAGGAAGAGACACAAUGAGGUUGUGGCAGGGCGUAGAGGCCGACACUGGGAGGAAGCCAGCGGUUCUUGGGGAAGCGACAACGCACAGCAGAAGAGACGACGAUGGAAAGCCCCGACUGAGGAGGAAACCUUCAAAAAGAGCACCUCUCAAACCAGCAUGAGCUCUCCUCUCUUCUCCUUUUUCCCCCGUGACAGUCAGGCCUGUGAUAAUCUGGAGCUGCAGCGGCGAUACCCACACCUCCAUGCUCCCCAGUCUCUCUUUCACGUGCAGCUUUGCUGGCCCGAGAGCUUCCCUCCCAGCCAGCCGUUUCCUCUCGCAGGACCUUGUCAGUUCCACAUAGGCUCGCAACAAGCUAAGACCGAAUCGACCGAAUCGACGCCGUCUCCGUCUCCAGACUCCACAGAUGACUCCAUCUUCUCAGUUAAGGUGCUGUUACUGUCCAUGCCUGGCAUUGAGGACUUCUACACUCAGUGCUGUAACUAUGCGGAGGACAGUAAGGCACAUGGAGAUGCGGUCCACCCUACGGCGCUGUUCAAGUUUUUAUUACUGGAGAAAGCAGGUGAGCUGCAGCUCCCUGGAGGUUCGUGGUCCAAAGAGGACGGGUCCAGUCCAGCCAAAGACAGUAACACUAUCAUACACACUGCAGUGCGCUGUGUAAUGGAACAGACCGCUCUGGACCUUUCAGCUUGCACACAGUGGCACAAAAUGGCCGAGCUGAGAUUGCUCUCCGGGGAUAAAAUGGAGACGAUCGCCAUCUUGAUGCCAGAUGUAUGGAAUCUCAUGCCGACAACAGAAGAGUGGGCCAAGUUACAGGAAGAGCAAGGGGAGGAUGAGUCUUCUCUUCCUGAAGCGCCUUCACUGGUUGUCCAACCCUGUGCAGGAUUCACACUGUCCACAGUCUCUCUCUCAUCUUUAUUAGAGCCGCGGGCGUCGCAGAGCAGAGAUGCGUUCGGGGUGGGUUUGGUGAGCGAGCUUUUCAGCGAGAUGCUCCAAAGGGAUUUUGGUCUGCAGCUCUACCACUCCCUCUGCAGCCUGCCUCAGACUCCGACUGCUACGCUUCCCGAGCCUGAAACACAGACAGAGGACACCAGAGCCACCCUGGAUGAUGAGGCCAAAGAUUCGAGUAGGGACGUGAGAAAGAAAGGAGGGAGUGACACCAAGAACACCGCAAAGGAGGAAGAUGAAGGGACCAAAAUAGAACACGAGCAGAGUGAACACCAGGCAGAGAAUGAGGAAGAGGCAGAGAGCCACGCAGAGGCUGAAGAAUCACUGGGUGCUGAUGGACUUGACAAUCAGUCACUCAAAGACAUAGAGUUUCCCCGUAGGGUCCUUCUGUCCUGGGUGUUUUUCGACAGGCAGCUCUCUGGCUUCCUGAGAGAAGACGACCUCCAGAACAUCCUGCUCUCUCUCGGCCUUUACCUCACCACCUCUCAGGCACAGGAUCUGGUCAAAAAGAUGUCUGUGGAAGGGAAGUGCAUGUACCGUAAGCUGUGCUCUCGCUGGACCGACUCAGACGAGGUGGCUUAUGACCUCUGUGCUGAGGGAAAUAAAUCCCUGCUGCCGACGGGGCUGCCUCGUAAAGAGAAAGGCUCUUCCCGUCGCUCAUCCAGCAACACUAACCCAGACGUAUUAAACUACAAAGGGAGCGUUCUAAACAUCCCUAAUCUUCUGCAACGUCUGGAGAGCAGCAAAGCAGCACAGCACGAGAUGGAGAAAAGGAUUGCUGACCUACAGGCAAAGCUCGAGGCAGCCAAAGCGAAGCCAGCAUCAGAUGAGCAGGAGCAGCUGAAAAGCAGGUUAGAGAAAGUUGAAGCACUCAACAAGACCUAUGAGAAAAAUCUAAAAGAGAACGCCGGCCACAUGCUCACAGUCAUUGAGAAGAUGCAGAAAAUGGUAGAUCAGACGACAAGCCUGACAAGGACAAAAGACAUGAAAGGAGACAAAAACUAGCAGUUUUUUACAUGACCGACUCGGGCAGGGGCAUUUUAAAAACCUCGAAACCAAUUUAUUUUUCACCUCUUUUAAACCUCUUUUCGGACGUGAAUGAAGUUAUACAUUUUUAUUUUAAAAUGUUUAAAAAUGUUCAGCUUGGCGUAUCGGUGGCACGCUUGGUGAAAAUCUGAUUUUGUUAUUAAAAAAAAGAAUAAAACUAAACAAACUAGCAUCUUUGAAUAGCAGGUUUGAAUAGCAUCUUAGAGCCUGUGCAGAUUUAUUUAAUGGGGGAAAUUAUGUUCUAUUAACUAUUAUUAUUAUUAUUGUUGUUGUUUGCUUUAUUUCUGUUUAAUCCCAUAAGUAUAAGGAUGAUUUGAUGAUGGAGGCUGACUUUUUUUUUUUUUUUUUUGUCUCUUGUGUAAAAAUAAGUUGCUGUAUGUAUAUUUGCCAUCAGUGCUGCUGAGACUGAAUGGUCCGUUGUUGCAGAUUUUUUUUUCUACAUUUUUUCUGAACGUUUAACCUAAUGCUCAUGAAUUGCUCGGACUUCUGCAAUAACCAAAAUCUCAAAAAAGCGAUAAACCUGGCUCUGUUUUGCCGCUUGCUUGUGAAGGCUAUAACAAGGCUUCUGGGUUUAUUCCCCUCUUAAUUUAUAAGUGUCAUUCAGUUCAAUUAUUGUCUUUUUUUUUUCGGCGUUCUCGUUUGCACUUCUGUGAUCCAACAAUAAAAACAUUGUGA